Messenger RNA from Symphalangus syndactylus (siamang), 866 nucleotides. RefSeq names its product spermatogenesis associated 3 (gene SPATA3). Lineage: Eukaryota; Metazoa; Chordata; Mammalia; Primates; Hylobatidae. The record is from RefSeq and is a predicted model, not a curated record.
CUGGGUCCAGCUGGAGGCCAGAGCCAGGCCCCUAGGGCAAAGGGCAAACGGCCCCUCCAGGAGGGAGCCGGGAGAUUACGCAGCUCCAUGUAGGUCCACGUCUAGGUUGGAAGGAUCCACCAUGAAGAAGGUCAAGAAGAAAAGGUCAGAGGCCAGACGCCACCAAGACUCUACCUCCCAGCAUCCUAGCUCCAAUUCCACCUCUCAGCAGCCUACUCCUGAAUCCACGCCACAGCAGCCUAGUCCUGAAUCCACGCCACAGCAGCCUAGUCCUGAAUCCACGCCACAGCAGCCUAGCCUUGAAUCCACACCACAGCAGUCCAGCCUUGAAACCACCUCCCGGCAGCCAGCAUCCCAAGCUCUUCCAGCACCCGAAAUCCACAGCUCCUCUCACUGCCUAUUAUCUCCAGAUGCUAACGUGAAGGCAGCCCCUCAAUCCAGGAAAGCAGGGCCUCUGACUCGCGCCGGCCCGCAUUCCUGCUCCUGUGCCACUUGCCCCUACAGCUCUGCUUGCUGGCGUCGUCUGGGGCUGUGCCAUAGCCGCAUCUUCGAUGUCCUUCUGCCUCGGGACUGGCAGAUGGCACCAGGGAGAGGACUCCCCAACCUGCUCACCUUCUACAGAAAACCUUCAAGAAAACCCUCCAGUCAUCGUAACGCGUGUCCUCCAAGCCCUCGGAACUGUGGCUGUGGCUCUGGGGGCUCUAGGAGCUGCCUACUACAUCAUUGAAUCCUUGUGAACCAGCCCCUAGGCCCACGAUCUGGCAGAUCCAGUUUCCAUCAAAGGACCUCUCUUGUCACCAAAAUUUAAAAAAAGAAAAAAAAAAAGAAUUCUGUUUCUUUAGCAUGUUUCACUUAGAGACAUCAAA